AUGGAAGCUCCGAAGUCCGUAAACGAUCAAUCAUGUGUCUUCGGUCAAGAUACUCAAAUCUCAUGGAAAUUCAGUGGUAUCGAGAAACCACAAGUGGCACGGUCUUUUGACGGUCAACCACUUCCAACCAACAAUCGUUUUCAAGUGACUGAGACUGGUGAUGAAACAUCGACACUAUCGAUUCUUCAAGCUGAACUUGCUGAUCAAGGUGUCUAUACUGCCCGAGCAAUCAAUGCUGUUGGUGAAGCUGAAGCUACAACAAAAUUGAACAUUGUUUGCAUCAAACCUGUCAUCAAAGCUGAUCUCAAUGCUGCACUGCAAGCCACAAAAGGUGAAACCAUGACACUUAACAUUGCUGUAAGUGGAAUCCCAAAGCCUGACAUUGUCUGGAUGAGAGAUAACGAUGAACUCACACCCAAUGACCGCAUUCAGGUGACAAUACUGACUCACGAUGUUGAUAUAUACACAUUGACUAUCUUAAACAUGCAACCAGAAGAUCAAGGAGAAUAUUCAGCCAAGAUUUCCAAUAUUGGUGGAUCACUUCAAUCCAAUAAGUGCAAAGUCACUAUUUCUAAAUCACCAGUGUUUGUUGUCAAACCGACAAUCCAAAAAGUGAAACAAGGUGAGACAGCCUUGUUCAAGACACAGAUCGAUGAAUGCCCGCCACCAAAGAUCAGUUGGCUUCUCAAUGGCAAAGAGCUGAUAACGAAAGAAGGUAUUCAAGUGCAGUUCGAUGAUACGACUGGCCAAGCGAACUUGUCCAUUUCGAACGUCGAUCUGCAGCAACAUGCUGGCUCGAUUACUUGUCGUCUCGAAAAGCCGUAUGGCUAUCAAGAAGAAACUUUUCAACUCGCUGUUCUUGCUGCACCAAUUAUCAUCACAGAGUUGCCCAAAGAACAAGAAAUUGUGAGUGGACAAGAUGUUACAUUGAAAGUAGUCGUGCGAGGAUCACCACGACCAUCUGCUCAAUGGUUCUUCAAAGAUAGACCCAUUGGAACGAACAAUGCAUCAAUAGACGAGGCGAAUGAUGAAUAUCAACUGCUGAUCAAACAGGCAACAGUGACCCAGAGUGAAGGAACUUAUCAAGUCGUGUUGAAGAAUGAAGUUGGUGAAGUACAAUCUAUUCCAUGUCUACUUACAGUACUGGAGCCAGUAAAAUUGACAAGAGUGAAACCAACAUCGAAUAUCAUUGACUUGGGAGAAGGUAAAGCAUUCGAUAUCACCGUGGAUGUAAGUGGUAAGGAAACGCCUGAAGUUCAGCUGACAAAAGAUGGCAAAGCAGUACAGUUCAUAAACGGGGGAACAACACGAUACAUAUUCUCAGUGGCUAGUGUAAAGCAAGAACAUCAAGGUGUGUACAAGGUGACAGCAAAGAAUAAGACGUCAAAGGAAGAAACAACUGUCACCCUGAAUGUUACUGGUAAGUUUGCCUGCAUUUUCUAACCAAAUGUCACAGCAGUAUACACUUUCUGUGCACUCUCAUGAGAUGAGAGCUUCUCAAUUGUCUUUGAUUGGCAUUGUGUAGCUAGUAUGGGGAUAAGUUUUGUCGUACGCAUGAAAACUUUCAGUUGCAGUGUAAAGUCGAGCGAAACUCUGCAACUGCUAUCUUUCUCAUUCAUAUUCAUGCGUAGUACAUUCCUUCUAAAGUUUAUUAUUUGCGAGUUGUAUUCGAUUAACAUCACUAACACAACGAUGUUUUAAUGAUUUUUUCAAAUAUUAUGUGGUUCGAUAAUGCGUCUUUCAGUUGUUUUGAAAAGUUGAAAUUUUCUCUAACAAUGGAAGGUUUAGUACUGUUAGUAAAGAACAUUAGACAUGUUCGGGUCCAAUUGAAGCUCUCACUGCUUAUUCCAAUAGACUUAAAAUAUGAGCUGUUCAUGACAUGAACUGAACAAGAGGAUGGAUUUUUUAAGUAUUUACCGUAUGUGUAACAUUUUCACCAGGCAAAUUUUUAACAUUAUUUUUUUUUCGUGGUGGAUGGAUGAGAUGUGGGUGUAGACAUGAGUACGGGUAGGUAUGGGUUUGGAUAGGUCUUUUUUUCACCCCACGCACUCUAGUUUUUUCUGUGAUUGAAAAGGAAUGAUCACGAAGAAAGUGGUAAGUGCCGAUCUUUGAUUUACAUGACAUUUUCACAAAAAUUAGAAGAACUACUCAUAAUUUCUAAACUGAUAUUCUUCAUUACCUAUCCAAAAAAAGACUUUUUAGAAAAAACUUUUGUUCUUCUGCUCCCAAGGUCUUGACCAUCUUUCACUCCAUAAGAAACGAGGAAAAAAGAGUUUCGUCCAGGGGUGCAUGUCAGAGUCUAUAUCACUCAUUAUCUUUGUAAAUUUAUCUAGUCUUUCAUGAGAAGAGUUCGGACUGAGUGUCGUAUCUCAUUAGAAUCAUUGACUUUUGAGCAUCAAAUGCACCAAUGUAGCUUUUCGUUUGACUUAGUUUGAUUAUUGAGAAACUUGUUUUUUAAAUUUCAAUGAUAACACCACAUACAUCUUUCAAAAAAUGCGUUAGUAUUUCGCACUUCUUUUUCACUAUAACUGAAUUUCAGAUCAAAAUCAAUAGUAUAUUCGAAAUCAACAUAAAAAACUUAUUGCAUAUCUUCAACAUAUCAGCUAAUUUUUUUUCAUGAAAAAUGUAUCUGAGGAUGUGCAAUUUCAAUUAGCUGACCAUUGACGUUACCAAAUUAGUGUAGUUAGUGAACACUGACACCAGCAUCAGCGUUCACUGAAACACUCGAAGACAUCACUGCAAACAGCGCAUAUUUUAAUAGAGUUGGUGACACAAUGCUGCAGCAGAUGUGGAUGUUAGUGAAAUUAAUAUCCCAGUGGAUUCUGUGCCGGUGACCGACUGUCAGUAUUUCAGUAUUGACAUGAAAACUAAACAUCGCUAAAAGCAUGUUUCCAUGCUUCAUAAGUUUGUCUAAUUUUACUGCUGCCAUCAGAAAAAUGCCCUUCUACUACAGAAUUAAACAAAAUAGAGAACAAUUCAAUGAGUAUUUUUAUAGAUCGCGAUAGGCCGAUUCUAAGAAAAUGAGACAUUAGGUCUUAUUCUUUCUCACAAAAAGAAUCUACUGAAACUAAUUCAAAACUUACAGUGGUGGUAGUAAUCUAUAGCGGAUGUGUGAUUGAGGGUUGGUGAGAGUAAGAGUGAAGAGGAAAUCUGACACUUUCACAUGAAGCCCUCAUAUACUCUGACGCCUGCACUCUCAUGCAUUUCAUUUAUACCCACAUCCACACCCUGAAAGAAGCCUCUGCUUCUUAUGUUAGAACCGGUGGCACCCGUUUAUGCUCAGAGUAAGUCACCAAACAGUAAAAGCAUAUUGAAUUUGAUAGAAAAUGACACCAACAAACUAUUAAUAUAUAAAUGGUUGUUUUGAAUUCCAGGUGCUCCGAAAAUGGCUACUGUUGGAAUUUUCUCCACCAUCAUGAAGGUCAGACGAUAAUCGCUUUAGGAAACGCAUGUUCAUCAAAUAUCUCAUACAUUUUAGGCUUUCACUGCUGAAACCAGUGCUAUAGAAAAUACAGGUAGGAUAUCGUUAAAUUUAGCCUUGAAACUGAGCAUGAUUAGUGAUGACGAGAGUUAUGUGAAUAAAAUCACUGCCAUUCUUCAGAUACAUUGCGCUCACGCGAGAAACUAGUAGAUGAUACGAUCACUUUUCGAAGAAUUCCUCUCACUUGUCUAUAGUUCGUGUACGUGAAAUUACUCGCUUUUGUUGGAUAAACUUCAUAAUUUAUUUAUAGACUGAAAUUGUGUGUCACUUAUCAGAAUAAGAUUUCCAUUCCCUUCACAUUUUGUCAUGACAUCACGACAAAAGUAUAUGCACAGUUUUUGAAAUAAAGGAGAAUGUAAGGAUUCUGUCUUUUAAGAAAAUGUUGUGCUCUCUUAUUAGCUUGAAUAAGGAACACAGCUCAAUUCAUUAAAUUCUCGCAUAACUGGAAGAGCGGUUUUUAAAAAAGGCUUUUACAAGUACAUGAAACUACUAGAAGCUCAGUAUCUGAUAGAAAAUCGAGUAAAAAUUAGAAACAAAAUAUGAUUUUGCGUUCAGCUAUUGUCAUUCAGUAACGAACAAGCUAUUUGUUUUGGUUCACUUUCUGGAGGGCACCAAUUUAGGUAUGAUCGUUUUCCCAUUGAACGACAACUAUACAUAUUAGAGUUGUUCGAAGGUGAUAAAUAACAGAAGUUUUAUAAGUCUCACCCCAUUUCGAAACAUGUUUUUGGUUUUUUUUGGAAAAACAAUCACCUUGCUCUAGACGAUUGGUAAUGCUUAACCAGCAAUAUCACGUGAUGGUUAGCUUUUCUCAAGGUCAUUUAAACAAAACAAGUGUUGUAACUUAUACCAACGUUUUGGAUUGUGCAACAAAAGAGGAUUAAACAAGAAAAUCUAUGAUUAGAAAUCAACAUACCUAAAACAAGUCAACUAUAUAGUCUCGUAGAUACCUUGGUUAAGGUAACUUAUUCUCACGCUAUAUGUAGAAGUGUACAUGGAUUUUCCUUGUUGAUUGGAAUCAAUCAACUUCUGUUCUAUAUUUAAUUCUUUUCCAUCCAAAUUUUAGUGACAACGUGAGUAUCUAUAUAAUGAGCAACUCAAAUCUUCAUAAGUUUGAAAUAUGAAAACAAAAAGAACUUACCGCAAAAUUGUUCGAUUCACCUUUUUCCAUAGUUUUUUAACAAUAUGUGUGAAUGCUCCUGUAAAUCCUUCUAGUUUUUGUCAGUGCCUUCCGUUACGAUGUUACUUCCAGUUGCAUUGAUUAUUUGAGUAAUGUAAGCGAUUUAGGUUUCUCACGAGCAUGUUUAUUACUGCGGUUCGUUGAAUUUCACAACUUUCUUUACUUCUUUGAAUUUCUAGAAAUUCUUGUUCAUACGAACAUGUGAGCCAGACCUUGAUAAAACCCUAAUCAAAUCUUGCCAGAAACUGCUCCGCCAUUGCACUUGAAAUCUUGAGUAAGAUCGAGUGUAAAUCCUACUAAUGUUCUGUAACCCUGAUGUUGAAAAAAUUCCUCCUGAAACUUGCAGAAAGCGUAAGAAAAGUUACAGGAAGACCGUUAAUGAAUCCUUGUAAUGAUAAUGUUUUGCAUAGCUUUGCAAGAACUUGAAAUACUGGUUCUUUGAAACCUUCGAACAUAAUUCUAGACAGUUCCAGUGAAGAUUCUUAUAACAAAUAUGUAUCAGAUAUGAGGAAUUCUCAUGGAAUGUUGUCAGAAUUUUUCAAUGUACAAUUUUGAUACAGCUCGUUAUUUUCUGGCUGUCAAGUCAGACAAGAGCGCCAAAAAAACUCAUUAAAACACGCUAAAAUGUUCGUUAAUACGACGUUUUUACUCAUUUACGCGGCAAAUCUAACGAAUUCUACCGCUUUCAAAAGCAGCGACCCGUAUUGACGCUUAAAGAUCAGUUGAUAAAAUAAAUUUUCAUGCAUAUUUUCUUGAACGCAUUGGACAAUGGUCAACAAUAACUUUUUAUUUUCUACUAUUUUUAAGCAAUUGAACACGUUUAAACGGAUUUGUUUCUUAAGAUUUGUUGAAAUGCAUGAUGCUUAGUCCGAUCACUAGAGGCCAACAGUUUUGAUAGGUAAAAAAGAAAACCAAAAAAACUUCGAAUUUCUGCUCAUAAAAAAUAUCUUUGAAAUCGGUGACUUUAUAAUAGUAAAUCAAAUAGCUGAUAUAAUAAAUUUUUUACUAUAAAUUUCUAAUU
This is a messenger RNA of Rotaria sp. Silwood2, 5679 nucleotides long. The record is from the annotation of a GenBank genome assembly. Lineage: Eukaryota; Metazoa; Rotifera; Eurotatoria; Philodinida; Philodinidae.